AUGGUCCUGAAGGAGAUACCCAGUAAGGCGUCAUCAGAAGGAAAGCCCCUCCUCACAGUGACUACCAAGCUGGUGGGUGAGCAACAAGAGAGCCGGCCCCUUCUCAGUCCCUCCAUCGAUGAUUUCCUGUGUGAGACCAAAUGCGAUGGAGUCUCCCGCCCUGUGACGUCCAACACUGCUGUUCUGUCUUCUAGUCUGGACCUGUUGGAUCUGAGCGAACCUGGGGAGAGAAGACAUAGUAAAGACAAGAAGAACCCACUCAUCUCCCGUAGCAACAGCCACAAGAACAACUCUCAUCGGAAGAAAACGGAUGAGACGGAGCUGAUCCAGGUGGAGGUGGAGCAGACAGCAGUGGACGCUCGUACCCCAGAGAGAGCCUCACUAGAUUCAGCUACUAUUGGAUCGCAGCUCGACAAGUGGGAGGAGCAUCCAAGUGUGGAAAGAAACGGCAACAAGAAGUGGAAGCAGGAGCGACGGCGUUCUUCCAAAAAUGCUUCGAAUGAGUUUCUGUGGUCCAUAGAGAGUAAAAAUCAAAUAGAACCACUGAAUAAAAAUGCACUGGAAUUAAAUACCAGAGCAGACGCAGACACUGCACUUGCCAGUCAAGCACGCCUCACCAAGGAGCAGCGAUGGGGAAGCACACUCUUAUCCAGACACCAGUCCCUCGAGGAGGAGUUUGAGCGGGCCAAGGCUGCGGUUGAGUCGGAUACAGAGUUCUGGGACAAGAUGCAGGCUGAGUGGGAAGAGCUCGCACGGCGAAACUGGCUGACUGAGAAUGAGCAGGGGCAGAUCCCCUCCUCUGUGUCUCCACAUGAGAAGGGCUACUACUUCCACACAGAUAAUCCUUAUAAGGACAUGCCCAACGUGUUUGACGAGGGACAGAAGAAGUCUCGGGAAGGAGACUUACAGACUGCUGUCCUUUUGCUGGAGGCAGCGGUGUUGCAAGACCCCCAAGACUCAGAGGCUUGGCAAGUGUUGGGGACCACCCAGGCUGAAAAUGAGAACGAGCAGGCAGCAAUUGUUUCCCUCCAAAGGUGUUUGGAGCUCCACCCUAACAACCUGACAGCCCUCAUGGCUCUGGCUGUGAGUCUAACAAACACUGGGAUGCGGCAGGACGCCUGCGAGACCCUGCUGCGCUGGCUGCGACACAACCCCAAGUACAAACAGCUGCUUAAGGGCAAAAGUCACCUGGGGUCGCCCAACUCUCACCGGAGGUUGUCCCAUGUUCCACACGUGGGCCGACAUGAAAGUGCUCUGUUACCAGAUGUGAAGGAUUUGUAUCUGGAGGCGGCUCAGCACCACCCUGACAGCGUGGACCCGGACCUGCAGACGGGGCUCGGGGUUCUCUACAACCUGAGCGGAGAGUUCAACAAAGCUGUAGACGCCUUCAACACGGCCCUCUCGGUGCGGCCAGAGGACUACUUACUGUGGAACCGGCUCGGGGCCACACUGGCAAACGGAGACCGCAGUGAGGAGGCGGUGGAGGCCUACACCCGGGCCCUGGAGCUGCAGCCAGGCUUCAUCCGCUCCCGCUACAACAUGGGCAUUAGCUGCAUCAACCUGGGAGCGCACAGAGAGGCGGCCAGUAACUUCCUAACUGCCUUAAGCCUUCAGAGGAAGAGUCAGAGUGUGCAGCAGUCCCACCAGGUGAUGUCAGGAAACAUCUGGGCGGCUCUGAGGAUAGCUCUGUCUAUGAUGGACCAGCCUGAACUGUUCCAGGCAGCCAACAUCGGGGAUCUGGACCUCCUCAUGAAGGCUUUUAAUCUAGAAAUGUAA
Molecule: messenger RNA, 1776 nt
Organism: Knipowitschia caucasica
Lineage: Eukaryota; Metazoa; Chordata; Actinopteri; Gobiiformes; Gobiidae
Source: the annotation of a GenBank genome assembly